AAGGCUUUUUAAAACAAAACUUAUAUUUAAUGUUACAUCUUGCAACACAUGCUCCUCUAUCAUCUCAGGUAAGCAAGUGAUAGAGACUCUAGAGAUGAAGGUCACACCACAUGUUGCCUUUAACUGCUGCACUGAGCCCAUCCUGGGGGCAGAACCACAGCUAGUUGAAGGAGGGAACGUGCUGAAGUCUUUCUUCUCAUCUUUGCCAUUAAUCUCAUUUCAUUUGUUACUCUAAAUUGGAGUGGGGGACCCCAUUGAAGACAAGCAGACCUUCAUUCCAGGAGCCGGUUGCUGUUGCUCUGGCUUUAUUGGGAAAGUAGGAUGUCAAACAACAUGGCCAAGAUCGCAGAUGCAAGAAAAACGGUAGAACAACUGAAACUGGAGGUCAACAUAGAGAGGAUGAUGAUAUCCAAAGCAGCAGCUGAGCUGAUGGCCUACUGUGAAGCUCAUGCCAAAGAGGACCCCCUGAUGACACCGGUACCAUCUUCUGAGAACCCGUUUCGAGAGAAAAAAUUAUUCUGUGUAAUACUAUAACCCCCACAUGUGCAAGACAAAUGUCUACACAUUAACACUUUACGUUUGUUAUUUUAAUGUGUGAAUUUAAUUUCAGUUUCAAUAACAAAAAAAAACAUUUUUUUAGUUGAGAACUGAGAAAUGAUCGUCAUUUGGACCUGAUAAUGAUGGUAAUAAAGAUUUAUCAAAAGAGGGUGCAAAGUUCAUUUGAACAGGCCAGCACUGCUGCCUCUCCUUUUGUACACAGAUUGUAUCUGAGCUUAUAUAUUAACUCA
This is a messenger RNA of Etheostoma spectabile (orangethroat darter), 788 nucleotides long. RefSeq names its product guanine nucleotide binding protein (G protein), gamma 8 (gene gng8). The record is from RefSeq and is a predicted model, not a curated record. Gene Ontology annotation, molecular function: G-protein beta-subunit binding. Gene Ontology annotation, biological process: G protein-coupled receptor signaling pathway. Gene Ontology annotation, cellular component: heterotrimeric G-protein complex. The transcript is spliced from 3 exons. Bases 322 to 534 code for a protein of 70 amino acids. NCBI's taxonomy places the organism in Eukaryota, Metazoa, Chordata, Actinopteri, Perciformes, Percidae.